AUGCAUCAGAACCAGAGCUACUUGCACCCUCAAAUGUUUUGGACUACUCAACAUGCAAAUCCCACAUUACCAAACCACCCCAACGUGUUCCUACCACAACCACCUUUCCCGGACUUAAGGAAAAAGAGAAGUAAAGAUGGCACCUGUACUUGUCUGCUGAUUAUUUUCCUUCUGGUUUUGCUUGCCCUCACUGGUGUUGGAUUGGGAACCUACAAAAUUGUAGAGCUGCAGAGGGAACUGGACCAGAUCAAGGAGAUUUCUGGUGAUACAGAAAACACUCCAAGCAUGGAAAAGCUAGUGGACCUGGGCAAACAGUUAGAGAAGAAAGAAGGCAGAUUGGCUGCACAUGUAACAGGAAAAGAAGGCAAAAGUUUGCCAUUGGCGUGGGAGGACACAUUUGGACGUGCAUUUACAGCUGGUAUUCAGUACAAGAACAGGGGACUAAUAGUGAAUCAAACAGGCCUGCACUACUUGUAUUCCUCUGUUUAUUUCCGGGGGACUUCCUGCCAGAACAAGAAGUUGGCCCAUGUGGUCUACAAGAAGUCCUUCAGGUAUCCAAGUGAACUGAAUCUUAUGGAAAAUGUAGAAUAUCACCGCUGUGCCGACAGUGGCAUCUGGGGUAGACAUAGUUACCUUGGAGCUGUAUUCAACCUUACUAUCUAUGACAUCCUGUAUGUUAACGUCUCUGAUGUUAGAUUAGUCAAUUUUGAUGAAUCAAAGACAUUUUUUGGAAUUUAUAAAUUAUGA
Messenger RNA from Spea bombifrons (plains spadefoot toad), 747 nucleotides. It is a transcript of the gene FASLG, whose product is annotated as Fas ligand. The record is from RefSeq and is a predicted model, not a curated record. Gene Ontology annotation, molecular function: tumor necrosis factor receptor binding. The coding region runs from base 1 to 747 and encodes 248 amino acids. Gene Ontology annotation, cellular component: membrane. Lineage: Eukaryota; Metazoa; Chordata; Amphibia; Anura; Pelobatidae. The transcript has 4 exons. Gene Ontology annotation, biological process: immune response; positive regulation of canonical NF-kappaB signal transduction; extrinsic apoptotic signaling pathway via death domain receptors.